AUGGUCAAGAUCAAAUCGACCCCAAUCUUCCAAGCUGUUUUGCUCUUACUGAAGCACACCAAUGUCAUUGCUGUUCCAAUUAUACCUUCAACGACACAUGCGAGUGCGCCCAUAUCGCCCGAGUUUUUUCAUGGUGGCUUAACAAAUAGAAGGAUGAUGAUCAAAUCCGAACAAGUCAGUCGAGAGUUGACACCCACUGUCACAAGCCCUCCACCUACCCAGUUUAUCAAUAGAGUAUAUCCAAAUGAAGCCCAAGAGCGCGCGAUCAAACAUGCCAUGCGCAAUCAACAGAGGGGAUUGCCCUAUCGAGUAUCCACCAAUGGCGAAAUGACUGAAGAACCAAAGGAUGCCUGUGAUCCAAGCUAUUUCUGUGGGAAGAUGACAUUCCGUAAUGAAAAAGGAGAACUCUUGGAUGAAACUGGACGUUGUCAUUGUAACAGUUCAUGUUGCGGAGUCAGGGCUUCCAACUCUGCUGAGACAUUAAUUUGCUGUGGCAUUCUUUGUGGCAGUAUUGGUACUUGUCCAUCUUUGUGGUGUUCUGGUAUCUACUCAUGGCAGUUAUGGAAUGCAUGCAAGGGUCUUUGGAACCGUGCAUUUUGA
Messenger RNA from Melampsora larici-populina 98AG31, 600 nucleotides. RefSeq lists its product as uncharacterized. NCBI's taxonomy places the organism in Eukaryota, Fungi, Basidiomycota, Pucciniomycetes, Pucciniales, Melampsoraceae. The record is from RefSeq and is a predicted model, not a curated record. The coding region runs from base 1 to 600 and encodes 199 amino acids. The transcript has a single exon.